Molecule: messenger RNA, 2806 nt
Organism: Anopheles stephensi (Asian malaria mosquito)
Lineage: Eukaryota; Metazoa; Arthropoda; Insecta; Diptera; Culicidae
Product: protein abrupt-like
Exons: 4
Coding region: 141-1628 (495 amino acids)
Biological process (GO): regulation of transcription by RNA polymerase II
Molecular function (GO): DNA-binding transcription factor activity, RNA polymerase II-specific; RNA polymerase II cis-regulatory region sequence-specific DNA binding; protein binding
Source: RefSeq, a predicted model, not a curated record
GUUCAGUUGCAUUUGAGUGUUGGAGCCGGUAAGAAGUGAAAAGUCGUGUGAGCCGAAAAUCACGUCACUAUUGUGUGUUAUUGGUGCAUUGGAAUUUUGUUUGUUUGUUCGGCACAGUGCUCAUCAGCCGCAUCAUCAUCAUGCAGCAAGUGCUGUGGAAGAAACAUUUCGAGGAGCUGUAUGGUGCGGUUAAAGACAUUCUGCAACACCAUGCGUACGAGGAUUGUACGAUCGUGUGCGAAGGGGAACUGUUUCGUGCGCACCGAUUUUUGCUCGCAAGUGUUAGCCCAUACUUUCAUAAAAUUCUGGCCCAGAACGACACAAACACAACUGUGGUGCUGAAAGAUGUAUCACCACACGUAAUGCGCAUCAUCAUGCAGUUCCUGUACUACGGUGAGGCGACCAUCUACGACGGUGAUCUGGAGAACGUGGUAGCGGCCGCAGAACACUUGGACCUCAUCCCGGUGGUGGCGAUGCUGCGAAAUUUGGGCAAAGAUCAAACGCACAACCGCACCGCCGCUAGCUUUCUCGGCUAUCACGAUCACACGAUCACGGCCGACCAUCAUGCAGCUACACCGCCGAGGAUCAGUGUCCGCUCGCAGUAUAUGGCACCCCGCAACCGGAAACGCAUCGCACCGGACUCGGACGACGAGCAGCUAACCGAUGGGCAGGGACUGAGCCCGGUCGAGCUGACGACCACUGCGGCCCGGGACAAGGUACAGAGUACGGUGCAGCAGGUGUCGUCCCCAGCACAUCGGGCACAUCAGCAUCAGGCUGGACCGCCGGAGGAUCUGUCACCGGUGAUACCGGCAACGACACCACCGGUGCGCGAACCGGACCUUCAACCACCACCACCAUCAACCCACGAGCAGACAAUGUCACCGAGAGCCGUAUCCCACACCUCGUCGAUGGACGAGCGGGAUAAGCUGUGGACGUACUACGACAGCGUCGGCAUGAAGCUGCUAACCGACGCCGUCCAGUCAACGCCCAGCGAAGCGGACAAACGGAAGCAGAGCACGGGCAGGAAUGUGGCGACCUCCGGUGGAAAAACCGCACCAGCUGUAUAUGACCAUGUCUCACGUACAAGCCUGACCGAUCACGAAACACCACACCUCGCUACAAUGACACCGGGAGAAAAGUGGUUCCAGGGUCGGUUAGAGUUUAUGCUCAGCCAGCGCGGCAAACCGCUGCUCGUCCACGACGGCCACUCGUUCGGCAUACAGUACAUCCGGAAGGAUAAGAAGUACUGGCAGUGCAAUCUGUCCCGGAAGUAUAACUGCAAGGCGCGGGUAACCACCACCGACACCGGCGACAUCAUCGUGACGAACAACGAACACUGCCACACGGAGAUCCGGCAGCAUCUGCGCAAAGACUACAAGACGAUGAAGCUGGCGGCAUCGCUGGCAGCGAACCGUGGCCUGUCCGCGUUGCCCCUGUUCUCACCCAAAUCUCUCACGCUACCGAACCUGGCGAACGCGUUCCUGCAGUCCGGCAGUACGGAGGCGACCAACCUGUGCCAGACCAGCCCUAACGCAAGCCAUCAAAGUGAACCCGCGCAAGAGUCGGGCAGCCUCAACCUCACCAUCAACCAGCUGAUCAAACGGGAGGCGGGUAAUUACAGCGAAUGACGGUGGUGCGUGGCUGUUCAGGAGAGCCCGGAGGACGAUCCGUUCUUUUUGGGUCGGGUCGUACGCAAUGCGUAAAGACUCCCCGACAUCUCUACAACCUCAACGAACGUUCAUGAUGUGCACGGACGUGCACUGAGCAUCAACUCCACUAACUGUACCACCAGCACGGUUGGCACGAUUAUAGGUAUUGACUACUAGACGAAAAUGUACAAGUUUACUGCAGCUGGAACUAUCUGUUCUCAAAAACCUGUUGAACAUUAUCUGAUUAAAUACGAGAGCAUACUGUCAUGGCGCCUUAUGACGUGUAUGCUCGGCUCCAAAAAAUCGUAUAUCGUAGCUUAGGCAAAGGAUUCUAGCGUUAAGACGACGCGACCGAGCAGUAGUUUUAAGGUUAAAGUUAAAGUUGAGAUUAUGGCAACUAUAGGCUAUAAGAUAGAGAGAGUACAAGAACAACCGGCAGCAAACGACAGUUGGUUUGCCCCUACAACUAUAGGUACACGCUCAAUACUCAUUAACCUGAUUUGAUACUGGUGUUGGCUAAGCAGGUGCACACCCGUGAACACCGGGGUGUGUGCGAGGCAAUUUUCAAUUGCUGAAUAAUGUUAUCUAUACGGGGCUUGAUUUAUCGAAAUAUGCUAUCGAUAAAUAACCCCUCGAGAGGAUAGCGUGCGUUAUUGCCUUUUCAUACACACAGGUUUUUUUUUAAGGGAGGGAAUCGAACAGUGAUAACUUUUUCUUUCCGUUUAUCGCAUCAUUGAUGUUGUGUGUUCAAUAAGAAUGCUGAACCGUUUGCUCACGUUCAAAAUUUGAGGUUCGGCAAUAUCUAACAACAUUUCGAAAAAAAAAAAACCAUUGGUUCUCUCCAACAAAGUCUACAGGAACAACGUUACUUUUUACCGCGAAUUGCUCAAGUAAGCUAGACCAAAAACAAGAAUUCCAGUAUACACCAAACGACUUGCCAAAAAAUGGUUCAAUUUUACAUUGCGAUUUGUUCGUCAGGGCAAGAAGCGGACCAAUAGAGGAAGGAAAGACAUUAGAAUUGUGUAGACCUUUUAAAUAAGAUCAGUAGUUUUUUGUGUUAAUCUGUUCUCUGUUAUGUGCAUAAAAUACUCACCGAGAGUAUGUGGACACGUGUGCCAAAUAUGUUAUCUCAAUAAAAAAUAUAUACAAACGGUGAA